This is a messenger RNA of Vombatus ursinus (common wombat), 927 nucleotides long. RefSeq names its product olfactory receptor 2D2-like. Gene Ontology annotation, biological process: G protein-coupled receptor signaling pathway. The record is from RefSeq and is a predicted model, not a curated record. Gene Ontology annotation, molecular function: olfactory receptor activity; G protein-coupled receptor activity. The transcript has a single exon. NCBI's taxonomy places the organism in Eukaryota, Metazoa, Chordata, Mammalia, Diprotodontia, Vombatidae. Bases 1 to 927 code for a protein of 308 amino acids. Gene Ontology annotation, cellular component: membrane.
AUGAACCAGAACAACUGUACUUGGGUGACAGAAUUUCUCCUUCUUGGUCUUUCUGAUGACCCUCAGACUCAGCUGCUGCUCAUUGUAUUGUUCUUGGCAGUCUACUUAGGCACUGUGCUUGGGAGCUUACUCCUCAUCUACUUGGUUAUAACUGACUCACAGCUCCAUACACCCAUGUACUUUUUUCUUUGCAACUUAUCUCUGGCUGACCUUGGUAUCUCUACUUCCAUUGUUCCCCAAGCCCUAGUCCACAUGUUAAUGAAGAAGAAUGUCAUUUCCUUUAAGGGCUGUGCAGCUCAGAUAUUUUUUUCCAUUGUUUCUGGAGCUACACAGUGUUCCUUGUUAGCUGUGAUGUCCUAUGAUCGGUAUUUGGCAAUCUGUGACCCCAUGCAUUACUCUGUCAUCAUGACAGGGAGAAUAUGUGCCCAAUUGGCAUUGGGGUGCUGGAUCUGUGGCACUGUAGCAUCCUCAGUUGACACUAUAUUCACAGUAUGCCUCCCCUACCAAGGAGACAAUAAGAUUGCUCACUUCUUUUGUGAUGCUCCAGUUCUCUUGACUCUGGCAACUGGAGACACUCAUAAAGCAGAAAUAGCCAUUUUCUUCAUGGGAGUAGUGAUUCUUCUUGUACCUGUGUCUCUGGUCCUGGUCUCCUAUGGAUUUAUCAUAGUGACUGUCAUCAGGAUGAAGACAACCUCAGGAAGACUCAAAAUAUUCUCUACCUGUGGCUCCCAUCUCCUUGUGGUCACCCUUUUUUAUGGUACACUAAUAAUUUCCUACAUGACAUCCAACUCCUCAAGGGAGCAGAUCAAGCAUGUUGCUGUAUUCUAUGGUGUCAUAAACCCUAUGCUUAACCCUCUCAUCUACAGCCUGAGGAAUAAGGAUGUAAUGAGGGCAUUCAGAAAUUCAGUAAAUGGGAAGGAAUCUUGA